Molecule: messenger RNA, 1389 nt
Organism: Lindgomyces ingoldianus
Lineage: Eukaryota; Fungi; Ascomycota; Dothideomycetes; Pleosporales; Lindgomycetaceae
Exons: 19
Coding region: 1-1389 (462 amino acids)
Source: RefSeq, a predicted model, not a curated record
AUGCCACUGCAAUUUCUUAGAUUCUACACGCUCUGCCAAUUUGAUCUUGGAGAGCCAAGACGAGGGAUUUUGAAACACUCUCAUGGGCUGUACAAAAAGGCAACCUCCAAGUUUUCCUUUUGGAGAAAGCGAUCAGCUUUCAGUGUCUCUGAUUCGCUCAGCACAACAGACCAAAAUCGUUCCUACCGGGUUUUCGGGUCGAGCCUUCACACCAUCUCCCUCGACAUUUCCAUUUCCACCCGACUUAGCGCUCGCAGAUCACCGAAAAAUAACAGCAGCCUCCUCUUAAAUCUUCUUAAUCACCUCUAUUCUCAUCGAGCGCUACUCCAACGACCUCGACUAUCUCCGAUCCACUCCUCUUUGAACGCUUCCUUGCUCUUUGGCUCAGCUAGGAGCUGCUUGUGGGCAGCUAAAGGUUGGGUAUUGUUACUAGCAAACGGAGUACCAACGUACUUGUGCCUUUCGCUGUUGAGAAAAAAUAAUUCUGUGGUACGCCGUGGAGUGAAAGAGAAAUAUCUCCUACUUUGGCAGGUACGACGAGAUAUGAUGAGUGUGGGAACGAUCUUGGAGCAAGAAUUUAGAUAUUUGACUUUUGUUUCUGUACCCACCAGAGUAAUUCUCAAGCCUUCAGAGGGUGAUGGGUUGGAGAGCUGCUUAGACCUAGUAUUCCGUUUAUUCACUAUAGUACCAAAUACAGUUGUGCUAUUGUAUCAGCCAGAUAUUCACCACUCUAAAUGGUCGCAUCAACGUCAAGUCGGAGGGUCGUACUCUGCUCUUACUCUUACUCUUGAGACUAGGUCUUCGACUGAACUGUUCGAACUAAAAAUGACCUACUCAGCAGAUGAUGCGAGGGUGUAUAGAGAUGGAGACAACAACUACGCACUUUCUGGACAGUAUGAAGGAAGCAUCUUGACUAUUAAUGGCUUACAAUGUAACAACAGUAGGAUCAUACCACUUGGCUAUCGGCCUGAUUUUUGGACUGAGAUGUGGGGCUGUGAAAGCAAACGAUGGACUCUGAGUAAAUUUGGAGACGUCAUAGAUGGUGGAGUGAAAACGAACAAGUUAAAUAAAAUGACAUGGACAGGUAUCCUACCAGUACUAUUCUGUUUAUCUUUCUCUACCCUAGCACCGUCUCACCUAACGUGGAACAUGGCUAGGGUAAUACAAGGCAGUACAAGUCGGAAAUUACCGUUUCCCAACGCACCCGACUUGAAAGGCGUUAAUUCCUCCAGUUCUUCCCCUGGUCUCAUCCGCAUCGGCAAUUUGCCACCCGCACCCACAUCCCCUACUAAGCCAGAUAUGUUUAGACUCUUCCCAGCAGAACAUAUUGUCACAAACACGACCCUAAGCCGCAAAUACUCAUUCAAACAACUGACAGUUUGGCCAUAG